Molecule: messenger RNA, 948 nt
Organism: Amphibalanus amphitrite
Lineage: Eukaryota; Metazoa; Arthropoda; Thecostraca; Balanomorpha; Balanidae
Product: cytochrome c oxidase assembly factor 4 homolog, mitochondrial-like
Exons: 1
Coding region: 21-263 (80 amino acids)
Biological process (GO): mitochondrial respiratory chain complex IV assembly
Cellular component (GO): mitochondrial intermembrane space
Source: RefSeq, a predicted model, not a curated record
UCUCUCCUCCCGCCGCCACCAUGUCGGGUCACGACCGGAGCCGCGUGGCGCCUCCCACCGAGGACGAAGAAGAGGACCUCGUCGACACCCUGCUGAAGCGUACGGGCUGCAUGGAGAAACACUACGCCGUGCAGGCGUGCAUGGCAGAGAAUGGCGACUGGCGGCGCUGCCAGGACCGUGUGUCAGAGUUCAGACAGUGUAUGGAGCAGUACCACAAACGGGCCAGGGAGGAGACCGACGCCAAAGGGAAGAAAACUUCGUGAGGGAGUGGUUGAUAGGAGUGUGGUGUGAUUGUCAGGAGGGCAGUAUUAGAAGGAAGAAGACUGAAAGGUUGGUGUGAAUAGCGUGGUGAAAAACAUGACAUGGGAUCAAGGUCGAAGGAUGCAUUAGACAAGACGUGCGUUGCUGAGUGCUGCCAGGUUUGUGUUCGUUUGGGGAUGCGUUUCUGCGAGUCAUGCAGCGACGGAUCUGCCGCUGGCGCCAUCCAUGGAGAUUGGAAGUCAUUGGUCUGUUUGACGAACAUAUCCGCGUACUGGUCUAACGUGACAUGCUUUCCAUCGCCUCCCAUACGUUCUUGAGACGUCUUUCCUUACCGACACCUUAAUCGCUGCUUGAAGGACCAGUGAGCAUUUUUACCGCUGAGCGUUGGCCUUUGAAUGGCCCAGCUCGGUGUUCUUCUGACUCAGUUAAAUUGACUCAACUAUCGAGGCUCAUGUGUGUGACUUCAUCUCUUUGUGAGAGUUGUGUGGUGCCGUUGUGAUAACAUGCUCCCAUUGGUUCACGAAUUGUCACCAUUUAUUGAAGUCAUGAGGUGCACCAUGAAUGGACACGUCCAUUAGACAUGCGCUCUGUGACGCGCCGAUCUAAAUGAACGAGACUGCUGGGAUCAGGUACUAGCACCUCGGACUGAUCAUGUGAUAAUAAAUAGUAAAUACCAUAUAAAACUAA